This is a messenger RNA of Cottoperca gobio, 478 nucleotides long. RefSeq names its product sperm microtubule inner protein 2 (gene spmip2). NCBI's taxonomy places the organism in Eukaryota, Metazoa, Chordata, Actinopteri, Perciformes, Bovichtidae. The record is from RefSeq and is a predicted model, not a curated record. The transcript has 4 exons. Bases 31 to 447 code for a protein of 138 amino acids.
ACUAAUCCAGGCAUAGCAGUGAGGGGAAAAAUGAUGCAAAACAGUGAAGCAGCUGCAGGAGGGCCACAGCACGGACAAAGGAUGAUAUUUACAGGCCCAGAUGGAAUUGGAGACUACAGGCCGAGAUCAAAUUAUUUCCCCAGGUACAUCGGUGCGGGCGCCUCGUCAACGGAGGCCACAGGUGACCUCGGUUACUUGUGCCAAGGUGCCGCACGUGCACCUCCUCCUAUGCCCAAGCAGAGCUAUGUGGGGGGGGUUGGCUGGGGCUGGCAGUAUAACCAGCUGUUGAACAGUGGGACGCUGCUCAGCAACAUGCAAAUUAAGAAAACGGAGAUACGGACAGCGUUGGAGGACAGAGCGGCUCACAGGUUCCAGAGCAAUCAAAAGAACAUGACGGAUGACUUACUCCAACUCAACACAACGUUUCACAGAGACACUCAGACGUAACCGCAGAUGGCUUCUACCCACGGCAGCUGGA